Penicillium diatomitis is the source of this 1077-nucleotide messenger RNA. RefSeq lists its product as uncharacterized. The transcript is spliced from 2 exons. Lineage: Eukaryota; Fungi; Ascomycota; Eurotiomycetes; Eurotiales; Aspergillaceae. The record is from RefSeq and is a predicted model, not a curated record. The coding region runs from base 1 to 1077 and encodes 358 amino acids. Gene Ontology annotation, molecular function: hydrolase activity.
AUGGCGAUCCCCGUCGUCGAUUCCCACAUUCACCUCUUUCCAGCGUCUCACUUGUCAACGCUGACAUGGUACAAGCCGGGUGGUCCCCUGGGGUCUCAGCACAGCGUUGACGAAUACCGACGCGCAUCUUCCACCAUGUCCAUGCGAGAUGAUGCACCGGAUUCCAAAUAUCUCCGAGGCUUCGUCUUCCUCGAGACAGAUCGCCUUUCAUCGGUGACGGACAACCAAUCUGAUGGACCCGGGUGGCAGCAUGCCUUGGACGAAGUGUCUUUCCUGACCCGAAUCGCCCUGGGUGAACCGAUCACUGGGGAAGGGCACGACGCCGCUCAUAAAGAUCUCUGCCUUGCAAUUAUCCCAUGGGCGCCAUUGCCAGGGGGACCGGAGGCUCUUCUUCCAUACAUGGCACGAGUCAAAGAGCGAACCAAAGAAGAGCCCAUUUGGCGCAAGAUUCGGGGUGUCAGGUACCUAGUCCAAGACAAGCCACCGGGUGUGAUGCUUCAGCAUUCAUUCAUAGAGGGUUUACGGUGGCUGGGCCGGCAAGGGCUCACCUUUGACCUAGGAGUAGACGCCCGACAAGGAGGGCUGCACCAGCUGCGCGAGGCAGUGGAGAUGAUGCGCCAGUUGGGAGAUCAGAGCCCAGUAAAAAUCAUCAUUAACCACAUGUGCAAGCCUAAUUUGCAUCUCGCGCCCUCGGAGGUCUCAUCUCACCCGGAGUUCGUGGAAUGGAGAGACUUGAUGCUUCGGAUGGCGAACGCCAGCCCGAACACAUACAUGAAACUCUCGGGGGCUUUCUCAGAACUACCGUUGUCAGAAGCCAACGGCUUGCUUGCCAUUGAAGAUCUUGUUGCUCACAUGAAACCUUGGACCGAUGUUCUUUUCGAUGCCUUCGGAUGUGAGCGCGUUAUGUUCGGCUCCGACUGGCCAGUUUGCAACCUCGGAGGGGGCGGUAAUGAGGUUUCAUGGAAUCGAUGGAUACAAGUAGUCGAAGGCAUACUGGAUAAAAGAGGGCUCACACCUGCGCAGCAGGCAGGAGUUUGGGGUGGCGUUGCCGUGAAGGCGUAUGAUAUUAACCUUUGA